AUGCAUAAACCCACGACAUAUGCAAAGGGCAAACGAUAUGGCAUACUUGGAUACCUUCCGGAGCUGGGCUCGAAGGAGGCCGUGCUAUGGGAUCUGAACGCGACCGUCUCCCCGCUCCUCCGCCUACCACCCGAGAUCCGGAACAAGAUCUACUCCCUCCUCCUCUCCUCGCGCCGGAUUCACGUCAUGCACGACCCGAAGACGUCGGGGUUCCACUGCGUGACGCUCCGGCCCGCCGCGAACCCGUGGACGUACGUCGAGAACUGCGACGACGAGCACGACCACGAUAGCGACGGCGAGAAUCAGGAGAAGAAGAAGAAUAGGAGGAACGGGCACAAUAAGAGGAAGAGCAAGAGGAAGGGGAAGCGCCACCUCCUCAGCAGGGGCCUCACCCUCCUCUCGCCCGUUUGCAGGCAGCUCUACCACGAGACGGACCUGAUGCCGUACCGCGAGUGCGCCUGGAGCUGGGCGACGCCGGGGCUGAUGGAGCGGUUCCUGCUGACGGAGCGGCGGUGGGGGGUGCUGCAGCGGCGGAGCGUGCGGGAGGUCUGCGUGAGGGGGAUACCGGGGUACGGGAACCUGAGCAGGCGGCUGAGGGUGUUUCUGGGCGGUCUGGAGGUUGUUUGGUUCUGGGAUGGCGGGGGUUGGAUUUGCGAGGUUGUCGAGAGGUGGAAGGAAGAGGAGGCACUGAGUGUUGGGAGGCCGAAUUGA
This is a messenger RNA of Colletotrichum karsti, 711 nucleotides long. RefSeq lists its product as uncharacterized. The transcript has 2 exons. The record is from RefSeq and is a predicted model, not a curated record. Lineage: Eukaryota; Fungi; Ascomycota; Sordariomycetes; Glomerellales; Glomerellaceae. The coding region runs from base 1 to 711 and encodes 236 amino acids.